Molecule: messenger RNA, 1995 nt
Organism: Brachypodium distachyon (stiff brome)
Lineage: Eukaryota; Viridiplantae; Streptophyta; Magnoliopsida; Poales; Poaceae
Product: probable protein S-acyltransferase 7
Exons: 6
Coding region: 305-1576 (423 amino acids)
Biological process (GO): protein targeting to membrane; peptidyl-L-cysteine S-palmitoylation
Cellular component (GO): endoplasmic reticulum; Golgi apparatus
Molecular function (GO): protein-cysteine S-palmitoyltransferase activity
Source: RefSeq, a predicted model, not a curated record
UCUCUUCAGAACUGAAACCUUUCCACUCUUCUUCUUCCCAGUGAAGCAGCAGCAAGCGCUCGCCUUCUUGGGAUCCCAAGGUGACAUCACCACGCGCCGCCAGAAUCCUCUCGCCCCCGCCCGCCUUUGCUUCCCGAGGAUCUCCCCCUCGCCGUCUUCCAGGUGCUGUACCGCACCUUCCAAUUCGCUCGAUUUCGGAGUCCUCUAGGUCGCGGCCUCUUGGAUUCUGGAGAUUUCGGGGUCGGUGAGUGCGAACCGGGGGUGAUCUGGUGAACAGGGAGCGUUUCUGGUGGGGCUGGGGUGGAUGGAGGGGAGGAGGAUGCAGCAGCUGUCGGACUCCAACCGGCGCAUCAUGGAGGCCGACGCGGCGCCGCCGCGCCGCGUGUACCAGGCGUGGAAAGGGAGCAAUAUAUUUUUCCUUGGAGGGAGACUUAUUUUCGGGCCUGACGUGAGGUCACUCAUAGCCACAGUUUGCUUAAUUGUAAUCCCAGUGAUCGUCUUUGCUGCCAUUGUUUCUCCACAGCUUGCUUAUGAGUACCAAAACCAAAUUGGAGGUUGGGCUGCAUCUGUAUCUAUCGUCUUUACAGCAUAUAUUCUUGUUCUUCUACUUCUCACAUCUGGCCGGGAUCCUGGUAUUGUUCCUCGAAAUGCUCAUCCUCCAGAACCUGAAGAUAUUGGUGAAUCAUCCAACUUAUCCGGUUGGCAAGGUGGUCAACAUGGCUUGGCUGGUUUACCACUCACCAAGGAUGUUCUUGUUAAUGGUGUUUCAGUCAAGGUCAAAUAUUGCCACACAUGUAUGCUUUACCGUCCACCAAGGUGCUCUCAUUGCUCAAUCUGCAACAAUUGUGUUGAACGUUUCGAUCAUCACUGUCCUUGGGUAGGCCAGUGCAUUGGAAAGAGGAACUACCGCUUCUUCCUUAUGUUUGUGUCUUCAGCGACUUUGCUAUGUAUAUACGUGUUUGCAUUCUGCUGGGUCAACAUCAGGAAAAUAAUGAACACGCAUGAGUGCAAUUUAGGUAGAGCUAUUCUGAAGUCACCCAUCUCCGCCAUCCUCAUGUUAUACACAUUUGCUUCUGUGUGGUUUGUCGGAGGGUUGACCUCAUUCCACCUCUACUUGAUUUCUACCAAUCAGACCACUUAUGAGAACUUCCGGUACCGCUACGAUAGGAGAACCAAUCCUUACAACCGCGGAGUUGCCCAAAACUUCAUCGAGAUCUUAUGUUCAAGGAUCCCCAACUCCAGAAAUAAUUUCAGGGCUAAAGCUAAGGAGGAUUCUGCAGCCUUCACCUCAUCGUUGAGUGUGGGACGGGUCUUAACUCCGCCGAAGCUGAGUGUGGACCUUGAGUCAGGCAUGAAAAGGCAAACUGUCGGCGCGGAAGAAAUGGAGGACUUACACAGCCAGAUUGGCAGCUCUAUGGGGCUUGAACGCUGCGGGACGGAGCCCCCACAUUUCUCCGGUCGGAAGGGUUGCUCUGAAAUUGCAUCUGACGUGGAGGCAUUCUCAGAAGAGUUUGGCAUGGAGAACAGGUUCACCGAGAGGAAAAAGAUCGAGCGGCAUACAAACAAUAAUCCUUAGGCGCCAGCGCUUCCCUCGCGAACGCGCACUUAACCUUCAGUCGACCCCCAUCCCCCGUCUCGGAAGUGGUAAAAAGCUCGGAAAGGAGAAAGAAAACUAGUACAAAUGGUAGAACAAAAAAUAUUGGAUAUUCUGGCUGAAAUUUUAGAUGUUGUUCUUGUAGAUGAAGUAGCAAUAUAGGCAUGGCGAACCCUAGACGGUGUCACUACUCACUACCGCUGUUUUGAUUUGGAAUGUGUUUUACUGCUAGAUGAUAUGGACUGCACCUGUUAGUUAGUCCAUUGGUUGUAGGUUUUAAUGUUUUAUUUAUGUGUGCUACAGUUGUCUCACAGAUUUGUUGAAGUUGUAACUUGUGACAUUAACCUGUCUAGUGUAUCCUACUGAUCAAGUAUCCUGCGUGCGUUCACUUCUUUGGCUGA